Messenger RNA from Naegleria fowleri, 1212 nucleotides. RefSeq lists its product as uncharacterized. The transcript has a single exon. Gene Ontology annotation, molecular function: protein binding. Lineage: Eukaryota; Heterolobosea; Eutetramitea; Acrasida; Naegleriidae. Bases 1 to 1212 code for a protein of 403 amino acids. The record is from RefSeq and is a predicted model, not a curated record.
AUGAAUUUAAAUGCCGAUCGUGGCGGGGUGGUGUUGGUUUCAGUCAUUCAACCUCCAAUGUUAUGUCAUGAUGAAAAGAAGAAUUGUAAAUUUGUGAGCGAGAAUGAAAUGAAUCAAUUAAUGAUUUCCUAUUGCGAGCGAUUGAUGAAUGGAGUGGAUGGUAUGAGUGAAUUUGUGAGACAUCUUUCAGAGGAAACAAUGAAAUCAUGUCAUGAUCGAGUCAUCGAGAAGAGUCAUUCCGUGAUCAAUGAUUCGAAUCAUGAAUGGAAUAAUUCAGAGCUGGAAGAGGACAAUCAUGACAUCCUUUCAUUAUGUGUCCGAUCGGAUCAUCAUCAUGACUUUUGGAAUCAAGACCAUUCGGAGAUGUCAGGCCUGUUGAAUGCUUUAAAUGAGCUAAGCGAUGAAAUUCUUCAAUUAAUUUUUCAAUUUGUGGAUAAUCAAACGCUUCAAUCUGUCAUGUUGAGUGGUUCAAGACUUUAUCAAAUUUUAUCACAACCCCAAUUUUGGAAAGACAAGUGUGAAAAUGAAGGAUUACAAUGGUACAAUUAUUAUUUCAAGAGAAACAACCAAAACCUUCAUUCUUUAGAUUUUCUGUACAAAAAAUUCUACACGAAAGUGAUUGCUAGGAGGACAGUAUUUAAUAUGAAACAUUCAAAUGGGAAAAUAUUUACAUUUACUCUCGCUUCACAUACUUCCAUGUUGACUUGCUUUUCACAUUUUGGAGUUAUUUAUAUCGAUCCUUCUCUGUAUUAUGAAUUUAACACUUUGAAUUGCUAUGAAACAUCACACUCUUCUCUUUCAUUAAUAUCACUACUUUCUGACACACUUUACAAAUGUUACAGCUCUGGAUUGAAAAUUCUCUGUUUUCUGAUCGAUUUUGCCUCUCUACACAAUGACGAAAUGAAUCAUGUCAAGGAAGUGUUACAUAACUCGUUAGAACCUGAAUUGCAAUUAAUUUAUAAUAAGUCAGGAUAUUUGGGUUCUCCAAUCAUACUGGACUCUAACUCUCGAACACUUCAAGGCAUUAUUGAUCGCAACGAUGGAGGUCCCAAUUUAUUGACGCACAUCCUUACAGAAAUUUCCAAACUUUCUCAUCUUACACGUUCCAUUCGAAUGCAAAAUUACAAGAGAUUAAAACAAAAAACGGUCAAGAUUGUCAAUCAUUGGUCACCUUAUACAAAGUUACCACCCAAGUCAUUGGAGUUGAGAUGA